GUGCAUCUUCCACAAGCUUGACCACGCCGAUCUCAUGUUCGGAGGCGCGUCGACGGCGUGCCGCUCAUGGCGAGGGGCCACGCGCCAGCCCGAGCUAUGGCGCCACAUCGACAUGCGCGGCCACUCCCGGCUCAACAGGACAGCGCGGCUCGCCAUCUCGCUCAGCGCUGGGCAGUGCGAGGCGUUCUUGGGCGAUGUCUGCGUCAACAACGAUCUCAUCCUUUUCCUAGCAGAGCAGUAAGACAACUCUACUUUCUGAUAUUCCUAUCCACAAUCCCUACCUUGUUUCUAGAGGUUUUACUUAUUCGGCUGCCUGUCCUCGAUAUGCUACGACAUCUGUUCUCACAAGUAUUUAUGUCUAUAUUUUGGCUACGUACUGACGACAUGAAGAUAUACCCUUGCAGGGCACCCUCGUUAAAGAGCCUUCGUCUCGUUGAGUCCUAUGGUGUCGACACCGAAAUAUUUGCGGAGGCAAUUAAAAGGUUCCCCCUGCUCGAGGAGCUCGAGCUUUCCCGUUGUAACAUUAGACAUGUUUGGCAUGUGAUUCAGUUCUGCCCACAAUUGAAGCACUUUAGGCAUGUCAAAAAGGGAUACCACAUCCGCGACAACUACUACGACACUGGUCGCGGUACCCACAACAUGGAAGCCUCUGCAAUUGCGAGGAUGCCCGGGUUGCUUUCCCUGCAGCUCCUCGGUGACCACCUGGACAAUGAAGGGCUAUCAGCCAUCCUUGACAACUGCCCACACCUAGAGUUACUUGACUUGCGCGGUUGCCUCAAUAUCCGCAUGGACGGCAGCCUGCGCCUCAAGUGUGCCUGGGUCAACGGGGAGAAACUGUGCCGGUAUAUCUUAACUGAUGACCGGGUGCAUUUUUGCGUCGACCAACUUGCUCUUUCGUAUGACAAAUCAACUGACGACUACGAGGAUUUUCAGCAAUGGCAGACCUAUUAGGUAGUACUGUUUUACGGGUGACACGUACGGCGACAGUG
Molecule: messenger RNA, 989 nt
Organism: Lolium perenne
Lineage: Eukaryota; Viridiplantae; Streptophyta; Magnoliopsida; Poales; Poaceae
Source: RefSeq, a predicted model, not a curated record